Messenger RNA from Abrus precatorius (Indian licorice), 3960 nucleotides. RefSeq lists its product as uncharacterized. The record is from RefSeq and is a predicted model, not a curated record. Gene Ontology annotation, molecular function: catalytic activity. The coding region runs from base 283 to 2253 and encodes 656 amino acids. The transcript has 16 exons. NCBI's taxonomy places the organism in Eukaryota, Viridiplantae, Streptophyta, Magnoliopsida, Fabales, Fabaceae.
UUCCACUGAAACCCUAGCGAUGUUCAUGGCCUUCUUCUUGCCUCACACGCAAUCGUUCCGGCGACACUGAACUUCCGCCGCCGGGAAUGGCCGAUGAGUCGCCGCCGGUUAACACCGUGUUCGAUUUAGCUGAGCUAGGGUUUCUGUUGGAUAUCGGAUUCGGAGAUCAUUCUCUUUCAAGUUUCGACUAAUUAACCGAUUUUUUCUUAAGAAAACCGUCGUAACCGCUCGCCGAACCUGGGAACCGUUACCGGCUGGCGGAUCCCUAUUUGUUGAGUCGUGAUGGCGAGGGGAGGGCAGUGCUUCGAGAAGCUUCGGAGGUUCGUUCGGAUGGUUUUUUUCGUGGGGACAUUGGUAGCGUCGCUGCUGGUGACGUCGCUGCCGGUGCUCAUUGCGGUGGUCGACGUUCUCGUGCCUUGCGUUUUGAUUUCGAGCUUCACGUGCGUCAGGUGCUACGGCUUCAAGGAGCAUUUUCGUCGAUACGCUUUCAAGAGCUCAUUGACGGAUAUUCCUCUCGUUUCAGUCAUAAGAUCCUUCAUCAUUAUCUGUGUUUAUUCCAUUUGUGAUGGACCCGCUCUUUCGCAUGGUCCUUACCUUGGAACUGUGACUCUGUCCUCUUCUAUUUCAAUUGUUCUACUUUCAGUCAAAGCUUGCGUUUUCACUGUAAAUUCCCAGAUUGAAGCAGAAACUUCGGUUUCCCCUACAAGGCAGAGACUCCAUUUGAAGAAGUCGUGGGGAAUGCCUGUCUUAUUUCUCUCGUCAGUUGUGUUUGCCCUUGGCCAUACUGUGGUUGCUUAUAGAACUAGCUGCCGAGCAAGGAGGAAGCUCCUGUUUCACCGAGUUGACCCUGAAGCGGUCCUUUCAUGCAAAAACGUUUUCUCUGGCUAUCAGAAGGUCCCUCGUUCUCCUGUUCCCUCUGGGGGGAGAACCCCAAAAAGUGAUAGUGAAAUGAAGUGUAGAGCUUUUGGAGCAGCUCGUGAUGAGGAACUGCCAGUCAGAUUACUUUCAGACUCAGAGAGCUUAUUCCUCACCUGCCAAGGCCUUACCCUCCAUUACAAGCUCAGCCUGCCUGGUUCACCUCCUCUUAACUUGUCCUCAACAUCCUUGCUUGAAUCUAGUUCUAUUUGCAGUACUUCAUCAAUGGCUGGGGGCUUGUCAAAGUUUAGUAGGAAUUUACUGUCUAUGUCUCCAAAAAGCCAACGACAACUCUACAGGAGCUAUAGCAAUCAAUUCCAUAGCUUAUCUUUACAUGCCCCUCUUUUAGAUGGUCCAGUAACUACUCCCCUUCUUUCUGACAAUAUCCCCAUUUUUCAUCUAGAUGAAAUUUGUGAAGCUGAUGAAACAAUUAAUUUAGAAUCUUCGUCUUUGGAGCAAAGUUUAGAGGGCGUUGGCCAAGUAGGUAUUGUUUUAAUACAUGGGUUUGGGGGAGGUGUCUUCUCUUGGCGACAAGUAAUGGGAUCUCUAGCUCGGCAGAGUAAUUGCACAGUUGCUGCAUUUGACAGGCCUGGUUGGGGAUUGACUUCAAGGCUGCGUCAGGAGGAUUGGGAGAAAAAAGAACUGCCUAAUCCUUAUAAACUUGAAAGUCAGGUUGACCUGCUUUUGUCUUUCUGUUCUGAGAUUCGAUUUUCUUCAGUUGUGCUAAUUGGUCAUGAUGAUGGAGGGUUGCUUGCUUUGAUGGCUGCACAGAGAGUUCAAACAUCAAUGAAUUCUUUCAAUGUUACAGUGAAAGGGGUUAUAUUGCUAAAUGUUAGCUUGUCAAGAGAAGUAGUUCCUUCCUUUGCCAGAAUCCUUCUGCAUACCUCACUUGGAAAGAAGCAUUUGGUUCGUCCACUCUUAAGAACAGAAAUCACCCAAGUGGUGAAUCGGCAUUCAUGGUAUGAUGCUACCAAAUUGACAUCAGAAGUUUUGACUCUCUACAAGGCGCCUCUAUAUGUAGAGGGAUGGGAUGAAGCACUUCAUGAGAUUGGUAAAUUGUCAUCUGAAACCAUUCUUUCAGCCAAAAAUGAAGAAUCAUUAUUACAAGCUGUAAAAGACAUUCCAGUGUUGGUUAUAGCUGGUGCUGAAGAUUCACUUGUCUCUAUGAAAUAUUGUCAAGCAAUGGCCUCCAAAUUUGUAAAUUCUAGACUGGUUGCGAUAUCCGGAUGUGGCCAUUUACCUCAUGAGGAGUGUCCAAAUGCGUUGCUUGCAGCUAUAUCUCCCUUCAUUAGUAAACUCUUCUCUGUUUUUGUCCAAUCAUUUGUGAGUGGCACGUGAUAAGCCAUGUCACAUUCGUCAGAGGAAAAUGUUGGAGAAUUUAAGUGGGGUAAUAAGAGGGAAGUUGGUGGGGAGAAUAAGGACGUGCGGUACUAUGAAUCAUUUGUUUUCGAAAAUAAGGAGUACUUUCUACAUGAUUGUGCAUUCUUUCAUCCUACAGGGCUUGUUGAGACUUCUAUCGGCAAGAUUGUGAACUUGUUUGAGACGUCAACUUGUCAAAAGAUGGCCAGAGUUAUCUGGUUUCUUCGUCCUGCUGAGAUUCGGAAGUUCUUUGGAGAUUAUAAGCCAUGUUGGAAUGAGUUGUUUUUGGCAUCUGGUGGGGGCAAAGCUGUUUCCAAUGACUUUCCUCUGGAAGCAAUUCUUGGAAAUUGCAGUAUUGUUUGCACUUCAAAGGACAAGAGAAAUCCUGAGCCAUCUGAAACGGAAUUAAAGAUGGCAAACUACUUUUUCAGUUAUACUUUUGAUGUUGACAGGCGUGUAAUCAGUGAUAAAUUUCCUGAUGUGAUUGGUGGAGUUAAAGUGGAGCUGUUCUUUAACAGGGAGAGGGAUAUAAAACCCAGUACCCAUCUGCAUGUUGGGACAAAUAUAAGACCUAAAAUUGAGAUUAAGAAUAAGAAUGAUCCUUCGACUAUCUUGCACUGUCAAGUUAAUGAUAAAGCUGAAGUGAGGACUUCUGAGAAUGUGUUGCCAAAGGGAUCAUCGCAUUCUUUUCCAUAUAAAAAGAGGAAGAUCGUAGAGGAGAAGUCAACCAUUGGUCAAAGUAGCAAAACCCUUAAGGAAGAGGAAACUGAUGAGAAGAAGCUACAAGUCAGUCAGGAUAAAAGAGUCAAAACAUACAAAAAUGUUAUUGUCGUGACCGAAAGACCAAAUGCAGAAAAAAGAAAGUGGUUUAAGAAAAUGCCUUGGGAUGACAGACUACAGAAAGCUCAAGAGUUGGAUUCCCUGAUUUUACUGAAUAAUCUGGAUCCAUCCUAUACGUCACAUGAAGUAGAGAAUCUUGUAUGGCAUGCUCUCAAUGAGCAGGUUGAGGCAAGGAUGAUAGAAAGGAGCCUGACUUCCAAUACAUACUGUGGUAGAGCAUUGGUUAUUUUUAAAACAAAAAAAGCAGCUGAAUCUGCAAUAUCUGAGUUGAACAAGAGAUGCCUUAUUCUUGGAGGAGGGAGGAUUGUAUGUGCCACAAAGGAAACUUUAAGUGAACCAGUCAAGAGAGGAAAAUUCACAGGCCAUUUGGUCUUUGACAGAACUGCACUUCAUAAGCAACGCCAGGAGAUUGUAGCCUAACUCAUCUAAUUGGUUGAUUUACUUUACCUUAUUCCCCCACAUUUGAAAACAUGAUUUACUUUGUGUUUUUUGCUUUUUUUAAGAGAAAUGCAGUAUCAACAUCACAUUGUUCCCAGCCCAACACAAUUGAGUACGAGAUGGCCACUGAAUGGCUACUGCAAUAUCUGAAAUCCAAUUAUCAGUGGAAUGCGCUGUAUAAGAAACAAAUGAAGGAGAUACAAGAUGUAAAGAGUAAACUUAAAAUGGACAGAAUUUUUUGUGCCGACAGUUAAAUCCUUCUUUAUGAAAGAAAAUUCUUUUUCUGAUAUUUGACUUUCUCUAAAUAGCAAUCUAACGAAAUUUUGAGAGGGGCGUGUUGUAGUUAUAUAUCCACAGGUAAGAGGAAAAUUGUAGGAAGGCUAGUUCACCCCAGCCACGUUGUUUUGU